Cucurbitaria berberidis CBS 394.84 is the source of this 1653-nucleotide messenger RNA. Its product is annotated as MFS general substrate transporter. Gene Ontology annotation, molecular function: transmembrane transporter activity. Gene Ontology annotation, biological process: transmembrane transport. NCBI's taxonomy places the organism in Eukaryota, Fungi, Ascomycota, Dothideomycetes, Pleosporales, Cucurbitariaceae. The transcript has 2 exons. Bases 1 to 1653 code for a protein of 550 amino acids. The record is from RefSeq and is a predicted model, not a curated record.
AUGCUGUCUACGCUGACACACGACGAGGAAGAAAAGGCGACUAACCUUAACCACCACCCAUCCAAUGGACCUCAACUUCUGGCAGAUGCGUUUGGAGAGGAGGGACUUACCAUAUAUGAGAAGAAAUGUGUCCUCGUCAAUCGGGAGAUCGAUGCUAUGGGAAUGGGGCGAUAUCAAUGGUCACUAUGGGUGUUGUGCGGCUUUGGAUACAUGAUCGACCUGAUGUGGGCGCAGGCUUUUGGCAUGAUACUGCCUCCUUUGCAGCAAGAGCUCGGAAACAGCAUGGAUCAGACUGGUAACCUUUCGACCACGUUUACUGCUGGGCUCACAGCUGGCGCACUUGUUUGGGGCCUCCUAGUUGAUGUCAUCGGCCGACAGUGGGUGUUCAACCUAACGGUCUUUAUUGCCAGCGCCUUUGGCCUUUGCAUUGGGGCUCCGAGCACCUACACAGCCAUCCUUGUUCUUAUAGCUUUCACCGGAUUUGGCGUAGGUGGUAAUAUUCCUAUCGACACAACUAUAGCCCUCGAAUUCACGCCGCAGAGCAAGCGCUACCUACUUCCGCUGCUUUCGAUAUUUCAACCUAUUGGCGUCGUCAUAUGCAGCGUCAUUGCAUACGUCUUCAUUCCCAACUACUCCUGCAACCCAAAUUUCUCGGAGGCCAAUCCCUUGCCAGCUUGUAACGCCGUCGCCUCAGGCAAGCCCUGUUGCACAAAGGCUAGCAACAUGGGAUGGCGGUAUCUACUUUUCACGUUAGGUGGAAUCACGCUCCUCAUAUUCUUCCUCCGUUUCAUAGUCUUCCAGUUUCAGGAAACGCCGGAAUUCCUGCUGUGUCGUGGCAAGGAUGCCAAAGCGAUCGAGGUGCUGCAAUAUGUCGCGAAGUACAAUAAACGGACUUGCGCGUUGACGCUGGAAAUGCUAGAGUCAUUAGAACGCGAUUCUAAUUCUACCAGCAGUAACAGGCCUGUACUUGGAGGCGGCGCAAAGCAGUUAAAGACUACAUGGACCGAAAAGCUCAAGUUAGAGGGCGAUAGAUUCAAGAUGUUGUUCUCAAGCUUGCAGAUGACACGCUUGACUCUGCUUAUUUGGGUGACGUAUAUCUGCGAUUAUUGGGGUUUUACCAUCGCGGGCACCUACCUCCCCCUGAUCUUGGCCCUCAAGAACGGAGUCCUGCACUUGUCGCUCCGCUUUACCUACCGCUCUUAUAUCUACAUAUACACUCCUGGCAUUGUCGGCGUGCUCCUUGGCACGCUAUCCUACCGUGCACCGCGCAUAGGCCGCAAAUGGACCAUGGUAGUCUCCGCUGCGUUGAGGGGCGUGGCGGUUUUCUUAUUCAGUAGCAUUGACUCCGCGGCUUCCAAUAUCGGCUUCAACGUCAUGGAGAACUUCUGCCAGUCUAUUUUCAAUUCAGUCCUGUAUGGAUGGACGCCAGAGGCUUUUCCAGCGCCAAUCAGAGGCACAGCAUGUGGCCUCGCGAAUUUCUGGGGGAGACUAUUUAGUAUUGUGAGUCCCGUUCUUGCGGAGCGUUUGUAUACUAGCGGCAGGGGGGAGGACGAUAUCAAUGGUGUGCUAUAUCUGGCCGGGGGUGUGACGCUAGGAUGUGUUAUAACAACUGUCCUUCUGCCGAGCAAGCCUGUGGGUAGACAAGUAUCGUAA